AUGUUGGAUCGAACCAGGGUCCAACGAGAGCUCGUCGAAAUUAGACGGGAUCCUGAGUCGGGGGUGACUGUGGAUGUUCCAGGAGAUGAUCUCGCUCGAAUGAGCGGGACUAUAAUGGGGCCUGUCGGAACGCCUUAUGAAGGAGGAACGUUUCUGGUGGAUAUAGUACUUACAGAGUCGUACCCUUUCAAGCCUCCAAAGAUGACCUUCAUUACCAAGGUCUGGCACCCUAAUGUCAGCAGCCAAAACGGUGCGAUUUGUUUGGAUAUUUUGAAAGACCAGUGGACUCCUGCCUUGACGCUCAAAACGGCUCUACUGUCACUCCAAGCGCUGUUAUCAUCACCUGAACCUGAUGACCCUCAAGAUGCAAUCGUCGCUCAACAGUAUUUGAAGGAUUAUCAAACGUUUGUCAACACUGCACGGUACUGGACAGAGGCGUUUGCCAAGAGACCAUCCUUGGCUCUAGAUGACAAGGUGAAGAAGCUGGUGGAGAUGGGCUUUGCAGAGGCGUCUGCUAGGUCGGCUUUGGAAAAGUGUGGAGGUGACGAGAAUGCAGCUUUGGAGAAGCUAUGUAGCUGA
Messenger RNA from Closterium sp. Naga37s-1, 579 nucleotides. The record is from the annotation of a GenBank genome assembly. Lineage: Eukaryota; Viridiplantae; Streptophyta; Zygnematophyceae; Desmidiales; Closteriaceae.